Molecule: messenger RNA, 840 nt
Organism: Aspergillus brunneoviolaceus CBS 621.78
Lineage: Eukaryota; Fungi; Ascomycota; Eurotiomycetes; Eurotiales; Aspergillaceae
Exons: 1
Coding region: 1-807 (268 amino acids)
Source: RefSeq, a predicted model, not a curated record
AUGGAACCAUCCAAGCACGCAACCAACGAGCCGAGGAUUCCUUCGGUCGAGCCAAACAACACAGAGGCAUCAUCAUCCAGCGCUGCAUCCCAGACAUCUGCUCCACCGACAGCACACUCGGUGUGCGAGGCAACGUCAAGCCUAGACACGUCUCCGGUGGAAAGUAGACCUCCAUCCAAACGAGAGUCUGCAACAGCAGACCCAGCACCGCCCUGCCCCCAAUUCAACCCGGAAGACUGGAGCGCCCCCAUCGCCCACACCUACACCGGCACCACGGUCCUCAGCUUCCCCGACGACAUGCACACCGUCACCAUCCAGGGUGCGCGAUUCCUCACCCACAUCUACACCUGCCCCAUCGGCGACCUCGACUGGGACAAAGCCAUCGCCAACAUGCUACAAUGGUGUAGUUUCGAGCAACACCGCCGUGCCCCCUCUUCGCAAGGCCACCCCCCACCAAUCCACGGCCUCCUCAAAUGCCCCCCCAUCAUCCAGAUCUUCACAUCCCUCCACCCCUCCACCUUCCCCACAGUCCCCCCCAAACUCAUAAGCACAGGCAAGUUCGUCCGCUACCAACCCGCCCAGAAAUCCCAGUUCCACAUCCCGCACGACCUCCGCGAGCUCCCGGGGCUUUAUCACGGGAUCGUCCAGCACGAGGAGCCCGAUGACUCGGUAGAGGAUGUGCCGAACCUCUCGUGGCUUUUUGUCGAGCAGUACGCGCCCAAGAAGUGGCGGUGGUAUCUGAAUCGGCGGGCUGUGUGGGAGGCGACCAGGCCGAGGCUGUCGGAGGAGCAGAUGGAGAUUUGGUGAGGUGAGGGUCGCUUAGUGGACUUUCUGGUAGGU